Molecule: messenger RNA, 761 nt
Organism: Pocillopora damicornis (cauliflower coral)
Lineage: Eukaryota; Metazoa; Cnidaria; Anthozoa; Scleractinia; Pocilloporidae
Product: coiled-coil domain-containing protein 12
Cellular component (GO): U2-type spliceosomal complex; post-mRNA release spliceosomal complex
Source: RefSeq, a predicted model, not a curated record
AGACUUUGUGGGUUCUCAAAAGUCAAUAUGGCGGCUGUAGAGGGCAGCCUGGAGGAAGAAGCUCUCAGGCGAAGAGAGCGGUUAAAAGCCAUGCGAAUCAAAAGUGGAUUACCGGAGCAGCAGACUUCUACCGAUAGCGACUCCACGAGAGGAGAGAAGCGAUCUCUGGAAGAGUCAUCUCAACUCAUACCUCCAACUAGGCUGAUUAAGUUUAGAAACUAUCUGCCUCGUGAUGAGACCUUGAAGGAAAAGAAAAUACCAAAUACAAAACCUCUUUCAGUUGAAGAUGAAGUGCAAGAGCACCUUGAGAAAGCAAAGGCUGACAAAGUUAUAGAAGAAGUGGACCUGGCCAACUUGGCACCAAGAAAGCCUGACUGGGAUUUAAAACGAGAUGUUGCAAAGAAACUUGAAAAGUUAGAGAAAAGGACACAGAGAGCAAUAGUUGAACUUAUAAGAGAUCGGUUACAGCAAGGAGAAGAUUUAGCUGCAGCAGUCAAUGCAGCAGCCUCAGAACAGAACUAUGAAGCAGAGUGAAGAUUAUCAGCUGUGUUCACCCUAGAGCAAUGGACACUUGUCUUGUACAAGGAAAUGCUUCCCUAAAAAGAACAGAAAUACAAUUCCCUGGUCAAGCCAUCAUCGCUUGGUGUUCAAAAUGGACGUUAGUUGUGAGACAAGCAGACUGACGUCCAGAAUGUCCAUUGUAAAACUGCCUCGCGUGUUGUAUAUAGACUAAACUUCAGAAUUAAAGCCAUCUGUUAAUG